Messenger RNA from Polyodon spathula (Mississippi paddlefish), 3369 nucleotides. RefSeq names its product integrin alpha-4-like. Bases 271 to 3312 code for a protein of 1013 amino acids. The record is from RefSeq and is a predicted model, not a curated record. Gene Ontology annotation, molecular function: integrin binding. Gene Ontology annotation, biological process: cell-matrix adhesion; cell adhesion mediated by integrin; cell-cell adhesion. The transcript has 28 exons. Lineage: Eukaryota; Metazoa; Chordata; Actinopteri; Acipenseriformes; Polyodontidae. Gene Ontology annotation, cellular component: external side of plasma membrane; integrin complex.
GCGUGUGCCUGGAUGGUAAUGCUCCGUCUAAUGGGGUUUGUGUGGCUCUAUUCACACGUGACAGUCUUCAGCAGCUCAAGUCGUCCCAUUGAUGAGGGUAGAAUAAAAGCAACAGGAGGAAACCGCUGUAACUUUAAAGCUGCUGUAACAUUUGAGCAGUGUAGUGUAAAAACAUCACACUGGAUACCUUUUUUUUUCUCUUUUCUUUUAUAAAACACGCUUAAUGUACAGUUUUCUUGCAGCUUGCUACACCUGGCUACAGUUUAAAAUAUGGAACAGAUUUUUAGGUGGACUGAUAUCUUGAGGUUGGCGUGCGUUUGUUGUUUCGUUGGCUGUGUGGGUUGCUACAAUUUGGAUGUGGAACAUUCUAUGGCUUUUCGCGGGCCCAGUGGUUCUUUAUUUGGAUAUUCAGUUUCAUUGCACAGCCAUGGAAAUCAAAAAUGGGUCUUAGUGGGAGCUCCAGUGGCCAAUUCAACUUUCAACCCUUCCAUCGCAAACCCCGGUGCGGUUUACAAAUGCAGCAUCAAAAACACGUUUAAGGACUGUGAGCAGCUAUCAAUGGGUUGGUAUUGGCGAUGUGGAAAGACAUGCCAAGCAGAGAGAGAUAACCAGUGGUUUGGUGUUAGUUUAUCCAGACAACCCCAACCAAAUGGGUAUAUUGUGGCAUGUGGACAUCGCUGGAAAAACAUUUUUUACACGCAUGGAGAUCAUCAAAAUAAACUACCCCAUGGUGUUUGUUACAAGAUACAACCAGACUUAAACUCCAGCAGUCAGCCAAUGACUCCAUGUUAUAUAGAUUACCAACGUAAAUAUGGUGACAAGUAUGGCUCUUGUCAAGCUGGGAUGUCUAAUUUCCUAAUGGAGGAUUUGAUUGUUAUUGGAGCCCCUGGAUCUUUCUACUGGACAGGUUCUGUUUUAGUUUAUAACACAUCCGGCAACACGUUACAUGCGUACGUCGAUGAUGAAAAUGAAGUCCUUUAUGGAAGCUACCUAGGAUAUUCUGUUGGUGCUGGACACUUCAUUAAUCCCCAGGGCACUGAAGUUGUAGGAGGGGCACCCCAGCAUGGGCAGACUGGUAAAGCCUAUAUCUUCAAAUUUGAUUCCAAUUACUUGUCAAUAGUUUUUAAAGCAAGUGGCAAGAAGCUUGGUUCCUAUUUUGGUUCUUCUAUCUGUGCUGUUGACCUCAAUUCAGAUGGGCUGUCCGACUUACUGGUUGGUGCUCCAAUGUACAGCACUGUAAGGGAGGAAGGAAGAGUUUACAUUUAUAUGAACUUGGGCAAUGCUGAUAUGAAGGAGCUAGAUUUUGAAUUAACGGGGAGCGACUCGUAUUCAGGAAGGUUUGGAGAAACUAUCACAAAUCUAGGAGACAUCGAUGAUGAUGGUUUUCCGGAUGUUGCUAUUGGGGCUCCACAGGAAGAAGAUUUACAGGGAGCUAUUUACAUCUACAAUGGCAGGAAGAAAGGGAUAUAUCAGUCCUAUUCCCAAAGAAUAACUGGAAACAUAAAUGGCAAUGUCUUCAAGAUGUUUGGCCAGUCCGUGUCUGGAGGCAUUGAUGUAGAUGACAAUGGUUAUCCAGAUGUAGCAGUUGGUGCCUUUAUGUCUGAUUCUGCUGUAGUACUGAGGACACGGGUCGUGGUGAUUUUAGAGGCCAUCUUGAUUCUUCCUCCUUCUGUCAAUCGCACCCAGCCUGAAUGUGUUGAAAAUGGACAGCCCGCUGGCUGUGUGAAUAUCACUCUGUGCUUUAAGAUGAAAGGCAGGGACAUUCCAGGGCACAUAGGCCUCCUGUACAAUCUGACUGCUGAUGUCCACAGAAUGGCUGGGUCUCCUUCUCGGUUUUAUUUUAUUGGAAAUGGAACCUCCAACUGCACAUCAGGAAAGGUUGAAGCGUCCCACAAUCGUGUAAACUGCGUGACUCACCAGGCCUUUAUGAGAAAAGAAAUCCGUGAUAUUUUUACUCCCAUCCAUUUUGAGGCAGCGUAUCAGCUUGGAGAGCAUGUUGUGAAAAGAGAUGCCCCAACCCUAUUUCCACCGCUUCGACCCAUCCUACAACAGAGAGAAGGGGAGGAGAAUCAUGUCAGGAACAAGACACAGUUUGCCCGGUACUGUGCUUGGAAAAACUGCUCUGCCAAUUUACAGGUUUCUGCAAAACUUGGCUUGCCACAGAUUCAUGAAAACAAGCCUUACUUUGCUCUUGGGAAUGGAAAGUCUGUGAUGUUGAAUGUGACUUUAUACAAUGCAGGGGAUGAUGCAUUCCAAGCUGCUCUGCACCUCAGAUUCCCUAAAACUCUGUACUUUGUUAAAGUUUUAGACUCGGAAGAGAAAUACAUUAGCUGUGAUAUAGCAGAAGAUGAUCAGUCGAUUGUAGGGUUGGAUUGUAGUGUUGGCCAUUUAUAUGUCAACUCUCUCACAAAGACGGAUGUCACUUUCCUUCUGGCUGUGAACAAAGACGGUGUUCCAGAGGAUCUCAACAUCACAGUUAAUGCAACCUGUGAAAGUGAAGAAGGAGCAGAUCUUCUGCAUGAUAAUAUUGCAACUUUAAUAUUGCCUUUGAGAUAUGGGGUUGACUUAAAUGUGCAUGGGCUUGUGUCACCCUCUUCAUUUGUAUUUGAAGAGAUGCAGAAUGAGUCUGAUUGUUUUACUCAGAAGUUUAAUUAUACUUUCACCGUAGUUAAUGUUGGCUUCAGCAAGGCCCCUGGCUCUAGACUGGAGAUCAGUAUUCCUAAUUCCAUUACACCACGCCCAUUCAAACUGUUCAACAUUUUGGAUAUUAAGACUUCCCUUGGAAAAUGUUAUCUUCCGAAUAAUACAAAAGACUGUGACAUACCACAUACGUCAUUUAUUCAGGACCUGGCAUUUUUCUUUUCAAAAACAACAAUCAGACGAUUGUACUGUACAAAGGAUGACACUUCUUGUUUAAAUAUAUUUUGUGACUUUGGAGAAAUGGAAACCAGAAAGGAAGCCACCGUUCAGCUACAGCUGGAGCUAACACCUUUAGUUUUGGCACUAGGUAGAACUUCCAUUUUUUAUAUUGAAACAAUAGCUGAAGUAUUUCCCAAGCAGGACACAUAUGUUAUUGAACUGCAAAAAUACCAGUUUGCAAGUAUUAUUUUGGAAGCCCAUCACGAUCAGAAGCCAACGAGGAGAGCAGAAGUAUCCAUUAUUGUAUUCAGCCUCUUUGUGGGGCUCUUUAUACUCUUGCUGCUUAUAUACUUCCUUUGGAAGGUUGGCUUUUUUAAAAGAACUUUUCAAACAAAAGAACAGGACCGUCGAAAAAGCUGGGACUACGUAAACAAGACUAACGAUGUCUAUUGACAACAGAACCACCAAUGGUAGAGAACAUCUGGAUAUUUAAAAAAAAAAAAAAAACUU